AUGACCGAAGACCCCCAGUUGAAUUCUAUCCAGCAACGAAUCGCCGCCCUCAACCAGUCGCAACUGGCCCGCCCACCAGGAGGCCCUGGACCACCACUCCGCCCGAGCCCCGAACGGAGCGCGUCAGCCAACAACCCUCCCUCAUACGAUGCAGUCGGCUCUGUGGUUGAUCGAGCAUCUGUCGGAAAUGAGCCCGCAGACAAUAAAACCCAGAGGCCUAUCCUGCGACCGCCUCCAAUCGAAACUCUCCGGCCUCAAGUGAAACCAAAGCCAAAAGCCCCUCCGCCAUUGCCCACGCGAAGAUCAGAUCGCCUGCCUCCCCCCACACCAGCUCGUCCCGCGCUACCACCGCGUCGACCGACGGAUCAAAAGCGCCGGCCCUCUCUUGAGUCGGUCACAUCUAAUGCGGCAUAUUCGACAACCCCAACAGCCACAACUGCGGGCCGAGGCGCAUCAACAACUUCGUUGAACUCUACUGGGAACAAUCGCAUAAAAGCUCCCGCUUGGGGCGAGACAGAACUGCCUGCACUGCCUCCCCGCCGACCAAAGGAGCAAGCUAGUUUGGAACCGCCCCCGCGGCAUACGAUUAGUAGCAAGAGGAGCUUUGGGAGCCUGUCUGCCCGAUUGACCUCCAAACUACCCGGGUCCAGACCGCCCGUUCCCACUCCUCCAAGUCGGCCUGAACGGCCGAAUCAACUUCCACGUCCUACGCAGCCUCCACGCCCUACUUCAUCUCCACAUCCUAGCCGGCCACCCCCACGCUAUGAGGCUGACGAGGAUCCCCCGGUGCCUCGACUGCCACCACACCGGCCAUCCGGGGUGCAUGCAGACACAAGUGGACCGCGUGAUGGCUUGAGUGCCAAUGCACCGAUUCGGAAGGCAUUACCACCUCCACCAACGGCUGCACAGAUCAGGGAUGUUAGGCAGCUCGGAUUUGGCAAUACAAGCUCAACAAAUCCACCCAAAUCCAGCGGAACUGCGCCCAAAGGAACCCCACCACCGAUUCCACAUGGUUCUCGUCCGGAUCUAUCCAAAAUUUUGUCUACAAAGCCACGCCUCAACGGGUCAGCUGUGUCUCCAAGCCCUCCACCCGCAACAUCAGACACGGAAUGCUUAGUUUGUCGGAAUUUCUCAGGCCCUGAUAACCAUGCAGCCCGAUAUCCCCGUGAAUCGCUUCCCACGCAGGAUAUGAAGUGGCUGGCCAAUGAAUUGACAGCACCGUUCUCAUCCAUGACAGACAAGGCACGUGCGAUAUUUACGUGGUUGCAUCAUAACAUCUUCUACGAUACCUAUGCUUUCUUUAACAGCUGCGUGAAGCCCUCCACGCCGGCAAGUACUCUCGCAUCUGGAAUGGCAGUCUGCGAAGGCUAUGCAGGACUAUUUGCAGCUUUAGCCACCCACUCAGGUCUAGAGGCAAUAGUAGUCGGCGGUCAUGGCAAAGGCUUCGGACACGAAGCUCUUGCUGCAGGGGUCCCGGUGCCCCCAUACGAAGGCAACCACGCCUGGAACGCUGUCAAAAUCGACGGAGGCCGAUGGAAACUAAUUGACGCUUGCUGGGGAGCAGGAGCCAUAGAAGGCGCUGGACAGCAAUACAAGAAGCGAUUCGAACCAUCGAUGUUCUCAAUGCCGAACGAAGAGUUCGGCCUUAAGCACUUCCCAGAAAACAAACGCCAGUUCUUCCGCGAGGACGGACGCCCCGAUCCAACUUGGGAAGAGUACAUCCUCACAGACCCGGAACGGCCAAAUGGCGUCGAAGGCCUCAAGGUCUACAGCGAUGCCGACAAGCGCACCAUCGGUCGCAAGACCUUCCACCCACAAGGUUUGCACAUAUCCAUCAGCACACCGGGCGCAAUACGCUUCCAGUUUGGUCUCCUCUGUCCGCACUGGACACUUGCUUGUCACAGCCACAUCCAGCACGUGGGCUUAUUCCUGCUGAUGAUCCAUGGUGUGGAUGGACGCGAGGAUGACAGACUCCCUUUCACACACGUGCCAGGCUCCGGAUCCGCGGGCGGUGGCGAAUUCUGGUAUGUGGAUGUCCCCAGUGCACGUAUGCUCGGUGCGCCUGGUCAGAACCUGCAGCUGGCUGUGUUGACUAGCUUUGGGGAUCGGAAAGAUGCGAGUGAUGUCACGGCACAGGAGUUUCAGGAGAAUGUUGGCCGGGUUGGCAUGGCUUGGGCUUAUGUAGCUGAGUGGGAGCUUGUGAGGUAG
Messenger RNA from Penicillium digitatum Pd1, 2208 nucleotides. RefSeq lists its product as uncharacterized. The record is from RefSeq and is a predicted model, not a curated record. NCBI's taxonomy places the organism in Eukaryota, Fungi, Ascomycota, Eurotiomycetes, Eurotiales, Aspergillaceae. Gene Ontology annotation, cellular component: cytoplasm.